UGUUCAAUUUGGAUAAUCAGAUUUUCAUUUAAAAUAGAGAAUCAUUUUUAUCCAUGAUUAUUGUGUCAAUUUUAUCGUAAUUGUUUCAAUUCUUGUCGUUAAUUAUCAAAAUUAACUGAAAUAAUUUAAAAAAUUUGAGAACCUCAACUUGAGAUUGUCUGUUAUUAGUAUGUGGUCCCUUCUGAAAUUGUAAACAAUUUGGUUGUUUUUGUCUAUUAAAUUAUUUCUUCUAAUUGAUUUUAAUUGUGUUUUCAUGUGAAUUGAAUAGUUGUUUUUGAAAUGAGUUCUAAAUCAUUAAUACGUCCAGUUGACCAUAAAGAAUAUCUUCGGAUUAAAUAUGGUGAUGGUGAUCAUAUAAGUGGAAAGGUGAAGAAAAAGAAAAAAAAAGGAAUCGAUGAAAUUAGCAAAGGAACUAAUUUAAGAAUCUAUGAUGAUGAUAUUGAGAUGCAAAAGGUGAAAAGUAAAAAGGUAACUGAUGAUUUGGACAUCUACUUUGGUGUUGAUGAAGACAAACCCGUAAUUCAAGAUAUAAUUGACGAUAGACCGACAGCUGCUAAGAAUCGAGACAAACAAGGGUCGAAAUGGAGACCAGUGGGAUCUGUUGAUGAUGAAGAGACAACGGAUAAAAAUAGACUCACUAAGGAUUCGAGAUCAUCUAAAUCUACUAAAAAGGAUAAGAAGAAAGAUAAAGUCAAACAUGGAAUAACAUCAGCUGCUGAAAUGAGAGAAGAGAGAAAAAAAUUGAAAGAGCAAGAAGCUCAAAUGUUCAGAUCUAUGGACCCGAAAAUUUCUGGUAAAGGAGCUAAAUCUGUUUAUCGUGAUAAGAAAACUGGAAGAAUACGAGAUUUAGAGAAAGAAGAAGCCGAUGCUAAAGCAAGAAAGGAAGAAUUGGAAGCCAAGACCGCAAAAGAGAGGCAAAAGUUCAAAGAAAUGACCGUUGGUAUAAAGCAAGUGGAAGAAGAGAAAAAGAGAAUAGAAGAAGAAGAAAAAGUUAUGGCAAAACCAUUGGCUCGAUAUGAAGACGAUGCUGAUUUCGAUGAAUAUUGUGCUCAACAAGGUGUUGCUGGUGAUCCAAUGUUAGCUUAUUUGAAUGAAAAAGAGAAAGAGAAAGCAAAAGAGAAAGAAAGUGAAACUGACGAUAAGAAAAAGGCGAAAAUACCAUGGAGAGGAUCCGUUCAAGCUCCACCAAAUAGAUUCAAUAUUCUGCCAGGACACCGUUGGGAUGGUGUCGAUCGUAGUAAUGGUUACGAACAAAAAUAUUUCGCUCGUUUAGCGGAAAAAGAAGCAACAAAAGAAGAGGCCUAUCGGUGGUCAACCGAAGAUAUGUAAAAAUUGACCUUUUAAAUUGUAAAAAAAUCAUCGUAAAUAUAACAUCUUUUGUCACAA
This is a messenger RNA of Panonychus citri (citrus red mite), 1386 nucleotides long. Its product is annotated as BUD13 homolog. Gene Ontology annotation, biological process: mRNA splicing, via spliceosome. The record is from RefSeq and is a predicted model, not a curated record. The transcript has a single exon. The coding region runs from base 280 to 1329 and encodes 349 amino acids. Gene Ontology annotation, molecular function: RNA binding. Gene Ontology annotation, cellular component: U2-type spliceosomal complex; RES complex. Lineage: Eukaryota; Metazoa; Arthropoda; Arachnida; Trombidiformes; Tetranychidae.